Molecule: messenger RNA, 505 nt
Organism: Cladocopium goreaui
Lineage: Eukaryota; Dinophyceae; Suessiales; Symbiodiniaceae
Source: the annotation of a GenBank genome assembly
UCAGGCGAAAUGAGCACUACCCCGGCUUGGGGCAACUACCAUUGGGACAUGCUCGUGGAGAUGACCGUGAUUGGCGCAGUUUUCCCCUUAUACGAUGGCCUGAACUUGUAUGUACUCAGCCAAUGGUACCGUACGGGUUUCUUGGACUACAAGGAACAUCACGUCAUGAACGCUGUUUGGAGCAUGAGCAAAACCGCGGCUGCAGCAUUGCUGUUUUCCGCUCACGAUGCUCAUUUCUUUUGGCCUCACCCGGGCAUUACCCUUAUUUACCGUUGGGCUGUGCAGUUGGUGCCGCAAUUAUUGAUCUUGGUUCCAUACCUCCUGCGCAUCUUCCGCUACGUCGCAGCCGCACACGACUACGACCCUGUCGCAACGGCGGCGGGCACUGAAAUGGCCCGUGGUCUCCAGAGGACGGAGGUGAAUAAUAGUAAAGCCUGAGCUAAAUGCAGGGAUGCCAAGAUAAUGCCAAGGCCAGGGCGACUUGGAGUUGGUUCCGUAAAAUCCG